AUGAAUCCCGAUCGACGAGCCGACAAGUCCGCAGAGCCCGGGGGGUCCUCCAGCCGCCGCGAUGCAGGCUCGCCCGAUGGCUACAAACCCCGGCGAGGUACUGGCCCAGGCUAUAUGACGGUGGGUGGGUCGUCGACACCCGAAGCCGCCGCCCGCCUUGUGUCGAUGCUAGACGAUGACUCUGGCUAUGGAGGAAGCCUGGUAGACGGAGAGACGAGUUGGCGGUCGCGCAUUGGCGAGGAUAGACCGUCGCAAUCACCCACACCCAUCCUACCCGGCGAGCCCAACUCCUCCGAACAUGAGAAGCAACGCAGCCAUGUUCUUCAGCUACGAUACAACCAGAACAAGAAUGCCCUUGGCCGGGCCAUCCACGGUACUAUCGACACGCUGAAAAGCUUCCAGGAGAUGAACUUGAAAUGGCCAGCACACUACCCUUCAGUGCAGACCGAAACACAGAAAGCACAUGCUCAUAGCGAUCCCAGGCCUGGGCUACAUCAUACUCAAUCCUCCCUCGGCGACGCUGAUCCCAUUCUGCGCUCUCCGGACCGACCACGACCACCACGACGCGCCGGUACAACCAUCGGGGACGAUCCCAUCGCAGAGUCGAGUUCCGCGGCUCCGAAGGAGAAGAAGGAAGAGCCUCGACUGGUGACGCCGAAACUGGCCCACGACUUUUCAGUUUUGAAACUAGAGCUACGCAUGGGCGGCCGCACACAGACAGAUUUAGUACAUUCUCUCGAAAAGAGCUCAAUUGCGUCUUUGCUCGAUGGUCAGAUUCAACAAAGUAUACGCCAUCUGUACGCCAUCAAAGACCGCAUCGAAGACACUUCAAGUAAGGUCCUCGUGACCGGAGAUCUCAAUGCUGGCAAGUCCACCUUCUGCAACGCUCUCCUCCGACGCAAGGUCCUACCAGAAGACCAGCAACCCUGCACAAGCAUAUUUUGCGAGGUCCUCGACUUUCGGGAGAAUGGCGGAGUGGAAGAGGUCCACGCUGUUCCAAUCGGCUCCACGUACAAACGCCACGACGAAAGCACAUACACUGUAUUCGACCUGAAAGAUCUAGAGAAGAUUGUCGUCGACAACGCGCAUUUCUCACAGUGCAAGGUGUACAUCAAAGACAUUCGAGAUGUGGACGAAUCCAUUCUCAACAAUGGAGUUGUCGAUAUCGCACUCAUUGACGCACCUGGGCUAAAUGCCGACUCGCUCAAGACUACGGCUGUGUUCGCUCGCCAAGAGGAAAUCGACGUUGUAGUCUUCGUUGUUUCUGCGGCGAAUCACUUCACCGAGUCCGCAAAGAACUUCAUCUUUAGUGCAGCCCGGGAGAAGGCCUAUAUGUUCAUGGUGGUCAACGGCUUUGACGCUAUUCGCGACCAGCAACGUUGCCAGGAGAUGAUUCUCAAGCAAGUUCAUGGAUUGAGCCCUGCAACCUUCAAAGAGUCUAGUGAAUUGGUGCACUUUGUCUCCAGUAACGCUAUACCUAUGCAAGGAAGCUCGCCACCGGGAGACGAUGGCGACGAUGAUCCAUCAGACGGCGGGAAAGGCAAGGGCAAAGAGGCAGAGAAGAUGCGUGACUUCGCAGACCUUGAGGCAUCGCUCCGACGUUUUGUGCUAGAGAAGAGGGCGAGGUCGAAACUGGCUCCUGCGAAGACCUAUCUUCUGAACGUACUCGGAGACAUGAACAAUCUCGCUACAGUCAAUCGAGAUGUAUCCCAGGCCGAGCUGGACCGUGUGAGAAAAGAAAUCGACACACUUGAACCAGAAUUCGAAGAGUCUAAAAAGUCGCGAACCGAAGCUGGAGAGGCUGUAGAUCGAAUGGUAGAAGACACAACGUCCGACGUCUACGGCUACACACGGGAUACACUCAACAACUCUAUUGCGAAGGUCGGAGAGCAAGACUUGGGCAUCGAAUACCCUGGCCUGUUCUCUGCCUACCAGUAUGCCGAAGACAUCAGAGACUCCAUGCUCCACGAAGUCACCGAAACUGUUCGCUUGUGCGAGGAGCAUGCACGAACUCAGGCUGUCCAAGGCUACAACGGCAUCAAGAACUUGGGCGUGUUACAUCUUGGAAACAAUUUGUAUGCUGACGUCAUGUUCCGCCCAGAGAGGAUGUUCAGAAAGUCGGUACACGCUCUUGCCAGGCAAGUCGACAUCGAUAUCGAGUUGUGGGACUUCUUCGACGUAGCCAGUUUGUGGGAACGACAAGAGAAGGUCGCUGGUACCGGCAUGGCUGUUACGGUUGCAGGCGUGGUUGGCGGCAGGUUAGUUGGCGGCGUUGGAUGGCUUGACGGUGCACUCGGUGCUGCAAAGAUCAUGGGCUCGAACAAUAUGAAGAGGCUAUUGAUCCCUGGCCUUAUCGCAGGUGUUGCUAUCGGGGUUUCUUAUAUCCUAGCAUCGGUACCCAAGUCUCUACCCCACCGACUGAGCGCGAAGCUGUCUCAACAGCUCGCAUCUAUCGACUAUACCCACCAGAACGCCCUGCGCAUCAGCUCAGAGAUCCGACGCGCGCUCAAGGGCCCUGCUAAUGACGUUCGUAUUGGUCUGCAGAGGAACGUCGAGAAGCUCCAACUCAAGAAGGAGGAGACGAGCAAGAUCAAAAUGGAGACGGAAGUAGCCCGGAAAUACUUCGGUAAUCUUGUGCGUAGCAGCAACGAUUUGCGCCAGACAGUGCAACGUGUGGAUUUGGAAGCCGCACCACCGGCAGCCAUUGCCAUUCGCCGCGAUCCACGAAGUUUCCUCUUCUUCAUAAUACUACUGCUCCUCAUCAACUCGCCCGAACCGCAACAGCCCUCGUUUAACGCGCGAGCGCGAUACGAUGAGCUGAUUGAGCGCGAAUAUAAUCAGCUCGAUGUUCUGAAUAGGACCAAAUUUGGCGAUUUCGACGCAAAGAAAGAUCAGUGGCUAAAUAUUACGGGGUUGAAGGAUGAGGAUGGGUUCGCGUGGGAGUUGCUGGACCCAGUGAAGCAAAAGGCGAAGGAACAGUCGGAGAGGCUACUGGGAGAAAGAUGGAAAACAAUCCUUGAUGGAUCACUGGCAGAUGAAGACCACGGCAUUCCGGUGUACAAGAAUCUCUCUGGGUACGUGCAGGGUGAAUGGGUACGCUCUCCGCUCAGUCGAGUACGGCAUCCCAGCGAUAUGGGCAACUCGUCCAUGGUCCCAGACAAUCCGUUUGCACACUUGGGGGAUUUCGACAGGAACCUGACGGGUACGGGUGGGCCGUUAAGACUACACUUCACCGAGCUAGAGGACAAGAUGCGUAGAAACAAAGACAAGACUGUGUCCGAGAUCGGCGCCAAGGUGGUGAUAGGGGACAACGACAGCUUUGGGGGUAACUGGUGGGAGUUUGUGGCACAUGGGGUACACUUUCUGAAAAGUGGUACGAUGGUUUUGACUACAACAAGCGAUCGAUAUGCCGGUAUCUUCGCUCUACCACACCUGCAGAUCUCCCAGCACCACUACUCGACCUCGCAGGAGUUUCUGAACUGGACGAUACAUCAGACUAUACAACGGCAGGAGGGUCGAGUGUUUCCGCUUUGGAACCCCUGGACAUCUUCAGCCGAAGGGUCCAAUGAGGGCUUGUUCCAAGGGCAUCAUUGCGAGUUUGUACUCUAUUUACAGGAGGUUCCAAGUCAACUCAACGUCGACAUGGACUGGCUCGAGCAUGAAAUGCGGUAUCCCACUGGCGCUCCGGCAACUCAGCAUGCUCAAUUUGCAAUGUCUAUGGUCGGCUUCUCCCCAGACUGUGGCUUCGUCAUUGAGUCGAAGGGACCUCCAGCCUAUUCUCCCUCUGAAGCUACGCAUCUUGUUGGGUCAAAAACAGAGGACUUCAAUGUACGGGCAAGACAUAGCGUUGUAGCUUUCGCCAUCGCCCUUGCCUUUCAACUAUCGUUUCUUAUCAAGCAGAUGAAGGAGACUGCAACACCGUCAAUGCGUAGCCGGGUCAGUUUCUACACCAUUGCCAUGAUGGCACUAGGAGAUGGCUUCACGUUCUUGAUUCUCAUCUUCAUGUAUCUGUUUCUGAGCACAUCGCAGCUCGCCCUAUACAGCAUCGCAUUCAUAGCAUUGUUCUCGGUACUUACACACCUCCGCUUUUUGAUGGAUAUCUGGUCCGUCCAGGCAGCAGAACGAGCGCGAAUAGAUAGACAACAGGCAUCACCAGCGCCCUCUCCAGUUGCUCAGCCUGCUGCAAGCCUAUCAACUCCAGCACCUCCCUCGAACGAUGAGGGUUUGCCUCUCCCAGCGACUGCUCCUAGCCCACGCCCUCCUACACCCAUCAUCAUCGCACCCGAUCAAGAUGAGCCGUUGGAAGACGCAACGCCGACGCCAAAUAAUACUACCACCAACACCAAUCCUCGAGCCGAGCUCGGCGCCCUCUAUAGUCGCUUUUGCCUCCUCCUGAUCGUCAUCUUCUUCGUAACGAUCCAGUUCGCCACCGCCCGCACUGCAUAUCGCAACGUCUACUUCAGCACGAUUUCGUUCCUCUACCUCUCCUUCUGGGUGCCACAGAUCUACCGGAACGUCAUGCGUAAUUGCCGGAAAGCGUUGCGCUGGGACUACAUCGCUGGGACUUCUAUCGUUCGACUCGCACCUGUCGCGUAUUUCUACCUAAAAGAGGAUAAUGUGCUAUUCUCGAAGACGGAUUGGACGGAAUUUGCAGUGCUAAUAGGUUGGGUGUGGGUGCAGAUUGUCGCACUGGCCAGUCAGGAGGUGCUGGGUCCAAGGUUCCUUGUGAAAGAAGGAUGGGCACCACCAGCGUAUGAUUAUCAUCCCAUCUUGAGGGAGGAUGAGGAGGGUGCUACGAUGCCUCUGAAUAUAAACACUUCGACCUCCACCGACUCUCCCUCCACGGCAGCCCUCGACACGUCAUCCUCGUCGGCAGAAGAAUCUACCAAGGCGUUCGGAGAGUCCAAGAGCAAAGGCAAAAGGGUCUUCGACUGCAGUAUCUGCGCGCAGGACAUUGAAGUGCCCGUCAUUCCGGCAGGGGCCGAUGAGAGCAGCGUGGCAGGCAUGGGCAGCACGAGUAUGAUCUUACAGAGAAGACAGUACAUGGUCACGCCGUGUAGACAUGUCUUUCAUACAGGGUGUCUGGAGGGGUGGCUGCGCUAUAGACUGCAGUGUCCCAAUUGUAGAGAGUCACUUCCGCCAUUGUAG
Messenger RNA from Cucurbitaria berberidis CBS 394.84, 5148 nucleotides. RefSeq lists its product as uncharacterized. Gene Ontology annotation, cellular component: mitochondrial outer membrane. NCBI's taxonomy places the organism in Eukaryota, Fungi, Ascomycota, Dothideomycetes, Pleosporales, Cucurbitariaceae. Gene Ontology annotation, molecular function: GTPase activity; GTP binding. The record is from RefSeq and is a predicted model, not a curated record. Gene Ontology annotation, biological process: mitochondrial fusion. Bases 1 to 5148 code for a protein of 1715 amino acids. The transcript is spliced from 3 exons.